UAACUAAUAAAUUGAAACGUCUGGCUAUUUUUAUAAAAAUUUACGAAUAAAAAGCAAUUUAAUCAUUAUUUUAUUAAAAUAUUUUUAAAUAUUAGUUCUAUAUUCGUAUUCCCAUAUUCAGAAAUGUGUUCCUUGAGGUCUGUUCUACUUUCUAUCUAAUCUUCAGGCUAUUUUCUUUUUUCUUUUAAAUUCAGAUCUAUGAUGAAGAAGCUGAACUUAAUCGUUUACCGUCACAAUUCAAGAAAGAAUUACAACACAUCUUCGAUGCAGUACAUCAACAAGAUUAUCAUGUAAUUAAAAAUGAACAUUUGAAACAACAUGAUUCAAAUUUGAAAUGGUUAAGUUAUCUGCUAAAGAAUGUAUUGCCAACUUGUGCUAUUUGGAGUAGUCUACUAUUAGGUAAUUUAUCAAGACAUAAAGUUCAAUCAGCUGAAAAAAUCAUAUUAGAUAAAAACAUCCAACGAAGUACGGCGAACAGUGAAAGGCGCAUGGGAAUUGUUAAGAAGAUGGAGCUAGGUGGUAUUGUGCGCGAACGUAUUGAUAUCGUCGUAAGAAUUCUUAUUGAAAACAUGAUAAACAACAUAUCAUCUUUCGCCGAAGUCAUGUUAUUAAAACAAUCAAAAUCAUUAGAACCUUUUCGAACAAAACCAAUUCAAGAAAAUUGGCAACAAAAACCAAAUCGUCGAAACCAGGGUUAUUAUCAACAAGCAGCUACUGAACGUGCACUGUUUUGGUUAAACGACGAUGUUACUGUUGUUCCAUCCAUUAACAUUGGCUUCCAGUUCGUUGAUUUUUAUUAUUAUCAAGAUAUUUAUUCGUGGUUAACAACAACGAUCAAUCUAUUACUAUCAUUGCCAUACAUUCGUCGAGUAUUAAAACAAUACCAUCAAUUACAGUUAAACAAUUUGUUAAAUGAAAUUUUAUUAAUUACAAAAAUGAUCAAUGGAGCAAACAUUAAGAGCACAAAUAAAAUCAACAUUGGCAUUCAUUUAUUCAACGAUGUAUUAUCAUCAAUACCGAUUGAUUUGAAAGAACAUAUUGAUAUUGAUCGUGGACCAGCAAGAUAUGAAAGUUUAAAUAGAGCUAUUUUAUGUAUUGAAAAUGGCCAACAUUAUCGACAAUUAUUCAAUUUAUUAAGAACAAACAUCAUCACCUCUUGUGAAUGUCCAAAUUGCAAUUCAGAAAUGGCUAAUUUAUCUUCCUCUAACAACGGUAUUCCAUUGUUUGAAACAACAUGUGAAGGAAUACGCGCAACACCGGUCUUGAAGAAACCAGUCCUGAUAAAUAAUACCUGUUCGUCGUGUUCAUUCACAGUUGUCGAAAAUAGCAUUUUAAAAACACAUUCACAAAUAUUUAUUUCAAUUCCUCAACUUAUUAUUUGUAUUAUUCAACUCUUAGAAGAAAAAACUAUUCAAGAACAAAUAGAAAUUAAUGGCAUAUAUUUCAAACCGAUGGCAUUAUUAUUAAAAGGCAAAUAUAAAGACACAUUAACCGUCGUCGAUGUUUCCAGUAAUCUGUCAUAUCAAUUAUAUGAACAAAAUCCAUAUGAGAACGGGAUGGCAUGUGAAUUAGAUGAUAUAUUAAAUUAUUUUGACCCAACAUCAGAUAUUAUUGGUCUUUACUGUCAAGUGCCAUCUGUAACAUUAGAACAAACAGUAUACAAAAUUCAUUAUUUAACGUUAUUAUUGGGUUUAACAGAAGUAUUAUCAUUAAUAUUCCAGAAUGAAAUAAAUAUUCAUCAAUUAACACUUCGACAACAAUUACUUGACAAACAAACGAAAACAAGUGAAGUGUCUAGUGAAUUACAUGAUCGAAUAGCAAAAAUAGAAAAAUUAAAAAAACGAUAUCAAAUUGUUAAUAUUUCAAUGGCACCACCUGAAAGUGCUACAGAAGAAGAAACAUCUCAAAAAUAUUAUGUUAUUAAGGCUGCACAAGAAAAAGAAGAAUUACAACGUCAAGGUGAUGAAUUAGAUGCAAAAAUUCGAAAAGCGGAAAAAGAAUUACGCGCAGAAGAAAAUACAUUGAAAAUUUUGAAAAUUUUGAAUACGGGAAAUAGUAUGACAAAAGAUUCAUUUAAAAAAUUAACUGAUUCAAGUGAUGAAUCAACACAAUUAGAAGAAUUAGAAAUUUAUUUAAAAAAAUAA
This is a messenger RNA of Didymodactylos carnosus, 2144 nucleotides long. NCBI's taxonomy places the organism in Eukaryota, Metazoa, Rotifera, Eurotatoria, Philodinida, Philodinidae. The record is from the annotation of a GenBank genome assembly.